AUGGUUGUUACAAAUUGGGGAUGUAGUGAUGUUGACAAUGACCUUAUUAAAGUGCCUACUGAUAUAUGUAUAAUGCCAUCCAAUGAUCCAAUCGGAUCAAUCGUCGACGCAGUUUACCCGUCCCUCUUGCAGAAGUACAAUGACCCAACAUAUUUGCAAGAAAGAGCAAUACUUACUCCUAAGAAUGAAACGGUCCAUGAAUUGAAUGAUACAAUUAUGAAAAUGAUUCAAGGUGAAGGAAGAACAUAUUUUAGCUCUGACAAUGUGUGUAAAGCAAGUGUGAACACUAAUGAUGAAGAUCUAUUGUACCCAACGGAACUUUUGAAUAGCUUAAGAUUUCCUGGAAUUACUAAUCAUGAAGUACAGUUAAAAGUAGGCACUCCAGUUAUGCUUCUGAGGAAUCUAAAUCAAAGUGAAGGACUAUGCAACGGAACAAGAUUGAUUGUCACACAUCUUGGUAGCUGGUCUAUUAGUGCAAAUAUCAUCUCCGGAAAAAUCAUUGGCUCGAAAGUAACAAUACCAAGAAUUAUUAUGUCUCCUAAUGAUUCAAAGUGGCCAUUCAAGUUAAACAGACGUCAACUUCCUGUAGCACCAUGUUUCGCUAUGACAAUUAAUAAAAGUCAAGGACCGUCUCUCAACCAUGUUGGAUUAUAUCUUCCUAAAUAA
Solanum pennellii is the source of this 666-nucleotide messenger RNA. Its product is annotated as ATP-dependent DNA helicase PIF1-like. The transcript has a single exon. The record is from RefSeq and is a predicted model, not a curated record. Lineage: Eukaryota; Viridiplantae; Streptophyta; Magnoliopsida; Solanales; Solanaceae. The coding region runs from base 1 to 666 and encodes 221 amino acids.